Molecule: messenger RNA, 2268 nt
Organism: Pomacea canaliculata
Lineage: Eukaryota; Metazoa; Mollusca; Gastropoda; Architaenioglossa; Ampullariidae
Product: multiple epidermal growth factor-like domains protein 11
Exons: 17
Coding region: 380-1756 (458 amino acids)
Molecular function (GO): scavenger receptor activity
Source: RefSeq, a predicted model, not a curated record
AUGUAAAGUGGAAGCACUUUAUCACUAUGAUGUCUAAAGGCCAAACAGACGAAACUAAAACCUGGAUGAAUAGGGGUCAGUGGGUCAGGUAGCAAGUGGAGAUAAAUGAAAGAUUUUCCAAGUAAUCAGCUCAGCUCAGUUUUAAAACAAACACAUUUAUCAACAUAGCUCUUACAUGUACUGAACGAUACUGUGAACAAGCUCGUGAACAUUUAUAGGAAAACGUGAAGAGUAGCUCCACAACCGCCACUGCACUCUUCAUUUUUUGAAUGAAAAAGGUAUUGAGGAAGUACAAAGUCUAAUCGUUAUCAUGACUCGAAAGUGUUAGUGAGCGACACAUUGAACAAGGAUAGUGUGAAAAACUAGCGGGUGGCCGGUCAUGAAGACGGAUAACUACAACCUUAUUACCAAUGGGGAUUCCAUCCCUACUGUUAACCAACUCACGCCUCUGACAUCAUCUUUAUCAACAAAACCACAACAGAAAAGCACAGCAGCGACUGCGAACAGCAAGGUCGUCAAAAUCGUCGUCGCUGCCUGCUGUGCUGUAUCUCUGACAUGUAUUGUUGUUGCAGUGUACGAAGCCAAGCACUCGGGGUGCAGGCAGGAAAGCCUCGGGUGUCUGAAUUGCUGGAACCAGUCUUGCAGCCUUGAAACUAAUUUUUGUCUUCAUGGCUGUACACCUGGCUGGCAAGGGAGUAAAUGCAACGAAGAGUGUCCAGUUGGGUCCUACGGAGCAUCGUGUAGUCAGCUGUGUGGUCACUGUAAAAACCAGUCAACGUGCAACACCGUGACGGGAGUCUGUUCAGACGAGUGCGAGGAUGGUUAUCAUUCACCACACUGCAAUGAAACAUGUCCAGCUGGUUCCUAUGGGGCAUCAUGUAGUCAGCUAUGCGGUCACUGUAAAAGUCAGUCCACGUGCAACGGCGUGACGGGAGUCUGUUUAGACGGGUGUGAUCCCGGGUAUGAUUCACCACACUGCAAUAAAUCUUGUCCUUUUGGUUCCUUUGGGGCAUCAUGUAAUCAGCUAUGCGGUCACUGUAAAGGUCGGUCCACGUGUAACGGCGUGACGGGAGUCUGUUUAGUCGGGUGUGAUCCCGGGUAUGAUUCACCACACUGCAAUGAAACAUGCUCUGUGGGUUCCUUUGGGGCAUCAUGUAAGCAGCUAUGUGGUCACUGUAAAACUCAGUCCAACUGCAACAGUGUGACAGGAGUUUGUUUAGACGGGUGUGAGGAUGGCUAUCAGACUCCCAACUGCAAUGAGGUGUGCCCUCAAAACACCUAUGGUCCCGACUGCAAUAAGCCAUGCGGUCAAUGCAAAGACAAAGAUUCGUGUCACCCCGUAACAGGUAGAUGUCUCAACGGAUGUCAGGAUGGUUAUCAACAAGUCACUUUGCGAUCAUGUCCAAGUGGCUCGUUUGGUCCAGACUGCAGUAAGGAAUGUGGAUUCUGCAAAAUUGCAGGUAGCUGUAACUACAUCACGGGACAGUGCCUAAAUGGCUGUCAGGAUGGAUAUCAAGGCGAUCUUUGUGAUACAACUUGUUCUUCUGGUACAUACGGCCCUGCUUGCACAAAGGUGUGCGGUCACUGCAAAGAGGGAUCAGCUUGUAAUUAUAUCAAGGAGUAUGUCCAAAUGGCUGUGAAAAUGGCUAUACAACAGACUUUUGCACUUCAUCUCAAGGGAAAACUUUGUCUUUCUGACUCUGUUACAACCGCAUUUUUGACUCUUAUUACAGUCAUCGCCAUCUGGUUUCCUUAAACCUUUGUGGGAAGAAGACAGAAACAAUCCAUAUUAUAAACUUACAAGUGGAGUAGUGUAUUUUUCCAAUAAGAUCUUUCACUAAACUCUAGUUAUCUCAUUAAUUACAUGUACUGAAGCUUCUAUUGUGUGAUGCCUGACUUGAGCAUUUGCAUUUAUGUUGCUUGAUUGACACUACUAACAUUUUAUCUUGGUGCUUCUCAAAUAGUGUCUAAUAAUUUCUCAGUCUUUUUAUUAUUUUUUAUGUAUAAAAUGAUAGAGUAUAGAUCGAAGUCAAAACUUUACAUGCAAAUCGUGGACUUUUUUAUGCUGGGUCUGAGUUUCAAAGGGAUUACAGCUUCACAAUAUAUUUUACUAAAAUCAAAACUUUUCGUAAAAAUCUAUGAAUUUCGGACUGUUGAAAUUAUUUCAGUUUGGUGAAAUUAUUUAGUGUUACUCGGCAGUGAGUCGCAAUUGCAACAUUAAAAAGUAGCAUACGAUGUAUGAUGUCUAAUAAAAAUUUUCCAAGUGAA